CCCGGAUAUGUGACCUGCAUGCACACAAACAGAGCCGCCAUCUUGUUUACACCGUUUAAAUCCCUGCUAGCGACAGAGAAGAAGAAGCUAGCAGCAGCUAGCAGCUAGCCCGUUACCUCCUUCAUAACAGCGUUACAUCACUUUGGGUCGUGUCCCACCUGGGAAACCUGCGGCCUAGAGGAGAUAACGCUGAGUUAGUCACUGUGUGAGACGACACACUGAAGCUGACUAACAACCAGAGAGAGAUCUGCAGUGACUUUGCACAUUUAGUUUGUUUUUCUGCUGUGAAGAGGCGACUGGUUUCAUCUGUACCCUGAUUUUGAGCCAAAAGAAGAGUUAUGUCGUGUCCUUGCACCUCGGCUGCCAGGUUGUUCCUAAACACUGCACACAGAGGAUUGUCCUGCUACCGGAUCCAGUUGUUUUCUUUGAGUCGCCAGGGGUCUCGGGAAACUCAUUUACCUCCCCGGGUACGGGUGAGGUCGUUUUCAGAGACCGCUGUCUGCUAUGCCGCUAAAGAUGGGACAACAAAGGACAGUGGAAGUGAUGGUGGAAAGAAAAGCAUCAGUGAGGGGAAGAGACUCUCUGGCUCUGGAGGAUCAGGCAAGGGGGGAAGCCAGCUACGCUGCCCUAAAUGUGGUGAUCCCUGCACACAUGUAGAGACCUUUGUAUCAUCAACACGAUUUGUCAAAUGUGAGAAAUGCCAUCACUUCUUCGUGGUUCUGUCUGAAACGGACUCUAAGAAGGGGCUAAACAAAGAGCCAGAAUCUGCUGCGGAGGCAGUGAAACUGGCAUUUGCACAGAAACCUCCCCCUCCUCCUAAGAAGAUAUAUGCCUACCUCGACAAAUACGUUGUUGGCCAGUCCUAUGCAAAGAAGGUGUUAGCAGUUGCAGUGUACAAUCACUACAAGCGCAUCUACAACAACAUCCCUGCUACAAGUCGACAGCAGGUGGAGGUGGAAAAACAGCCCUCUCUAACACCUCGUGAGCUAGAGAUGAGAAGACGAGAGGAUGAGUACAGGUUCACAAAGCUGUUGCAGAUUGCGGGGAUCAGUCCUCAUGGAAAUGCUCUGGGGGCAUCCAUGCAGCAGCAGGCGAGCCAGCAGGCACCUCAGGAGAAGAGGGGCGGGGAGGUGCUGGACUCCACACACACUGACAUUAAACUGGAGAAGAGUAACAUCAUACUUCUUGGUCCAACUGGCUCAGGAAAAACAUUGUUGGCACAGACACUGGCACGUUGUCUGGAUGUUCCCUUUGCAAUAUGCGAUUGCACAACACUAACUCAAGCUGGAUACGUGGGAGAAGACAUCGAGUCAGUGAUUGCCAAACUGCUGCAGGAUGCCAACUAUUCAACGGAAAAAGCACAGCAAGGUAUUGUGUUCCUGGACGAGGUGGAUAAAAUCGGCAGUGUGCCCGGAAUCCAUCAGCUGAGAGAUGUAGGAGGAGAGGGAGUUCAGCAGGGGUUGCUUAAACUCUUGGAGGGCACAAUCGUCAAUGUUCCUGAGAAAAACUCCAGGAAACUGAGAGGAGAAACGGUGCAGGUAGAUACAACAAAUAUUCUGUUUGUUGCAUCCGGUGCAUUCAACGGACUCGACAGAAUCAUCAGCAGAAGAAAGAAUGAAAAGUAUUUGGGUUUUGGAACUCCCUCCAACAUGGGGAAAGGGCGCCGUGCAGCGGCCGCCGCAGACUUGGCUAAUACCAGCGGUGAUUCGGACACAGUGGCAGAGAUCGAGGAGAAGGACAGGCUGCUGAAGCACGUCGAGGCCAGGGACCUGAUUGAGUUUGGAAUGAUCCCAGAGUUUGUUGGCCGUCUCCCUGUGGUCGUUCCUCUGCACAGCCUGGAUGAAGAAACGCUAGUCCGAAUCUUGACUGAACCACGCAACGCCGUGGUGCCCCAGUACCAGGCUCUGUUCAGCAUGGACAAAUGUGAACUCAAUGUGACUCCGGAUGCCUUGAAUGCCAUAGCCAGGAUGGCUCUGGAGAGAAAGACUGGAGCUCGUGGGCUCAGAUCCAUCAUGGAAAAGCUCCUUCUAGAGCCCAUGUUUGAGGUGCCACACUCUGACAUCAUGGCUGUUGAGCUGAACAAAGACAUUGUCCAAGGAAAAUCAUUACCCAGAUAUAUCAGAGCUCCAGCCAAGGAGUCGGCAGAAGAGGAAUACGACUCAGGCGUCGAGGAGGAGAACUGGCCUCGGCAGGCGGACGCUGCUAACAACUGAACCACACGUCACUCGUUUCACCUAAAGACAGUCGAAUCAUUAGAUCACUAUGAACCUUUGGACACCAACUGUGGGUUUUACCUUAACCCCUGACAAACAAGCUGUGGACACACUGUAGUAGAGGUAAUGAAGGCUGGUGGUUUACACUGAACAGUGUUUUCAUGACGAACAAGUUAAGAGAGCGUAACAACCUUUUGGUCCUGUGCAUCAGAUGUUAAUUCUCUAGCGGUGCACUCGCAGGUUGGACCUUUAUAAAAUAUUUCAAUCUCUGGGGAUUGUUAACAUUUUUAUCUAUAUAAAGAUAAUGCAAUUUUAUUCACGAAAAAAAGGAUUUGUAGCUAGUUUAUUUGUUUUCUCUUUUUUUGGUGAUGGGCUGUAAUGGCAAGAGAAGCAAAAUGGAAAUUAUGGGAUCAUACUGUACACUUGAAAAGAAGUGGUGCUGAGAAAGUGUAGAUGUGAUGCAACCAUGUCAAGUUAUGCCUUAUAUCGUAAGGGCAGAAUAUUCCAUGAGCACAUCAAUAUUUUGAUGUUUUCUUCUUUACCACCAUUGUAAUAAUGGUGUUCACAGUAAAACUGGUACGCUGCUCAGGCAGCAUUUCUAAACAGUUUGUAUGACAUGACAUCUAAUUAGGAGAACACAUUGUGAAGUGUAAUGCACCAGCAUACUAAACAGAGCAGGUGAGAACUAAUGGUGACCUUUUAAACAGCCAGAAUGGUUAUUUUUCAGUGUUUUGCUUCCUCUUGUAGCCCACCGUUUAGGGAAUGUAUCUGUGUUUACUUACAGACCUCUUUAUCACAGGACUGGAUCAGACGGCUGUCUCUCAAAGCAGGAUUAGCAGUUAGCCAGGUAACUUUGAAGUGUUAAUCUCCAUGUUUUGUUUUUGUAGUAGAUAGAUACUGUAUACUCCAAGAUACAAUACAUUCAAAGCUUUAUUGUCCUGAUUCAAAUCAUAAUCAGAGAGAUAAUCUCCUUCACAGUUGGCUGGAUGCCGCUCUAAACCUGCUUUGUCAGACACCCCUCAGAACAGCGCAGGUAUUUUUUAUUUUCUUUGUGCGUACCCCCAGCGUUGGAAACUCACCUCACCGUUAGUGAUGUAGUAUCCUGUUACUAAAUGGUAUCUCAAUACACAUGUCUGUAAUCAAGCCUAAAUGCUCUCUGACUGAACAGAACCCACGCUGUUGUACUCUUUAAAAAAUGCUGUUUGUGCUUUAACAUGAGAUUAAACUAGAUCGGUUCUCCCUUUUGCUUUUAAGUUUCCUUUUCUUUCACUUUAAAAACUGCUAAAAAAGCUUUUUUGUUUUCAGAGGUCUGUUACAGAACCUGUAACCUCCCCCAGUUUGUGAAUCUUAAAUUUAUUGUGAUUGUCUAAAACAUAUAAAUAAAAUGUAAAUCUCUGUA
Molecule: messenger RNA, 3612 nt
Organism: Sebastes umbrosus (honeycomb rockfish)
Lineage: Eukaryota; Metazoa; Chordata; Actinopteri; Perciformes; Sebastidae
Gene: clpxb
Product: caseinolytic mitochondrial matrix peptidase chaperone subunit Xb
Exons: 15
Coding region: 339-2213 (624 amino acids)
Biological process (GO): proteolysis; protein catabolic process; protein folding
Cellular component (GO): mitochondrial matrix
Molecular function (GO): ATP binding; ATP hydrolysis activity; zinc ion binding
Source: RefSeq, a predicted model, not a curated record